UUUAACUCAAAUAAUACACAUCUGAGGAGGUGCAAUGUGGAAAUAUGUUCUACUGAUAGGACUGAUGUCCUUUCUGGGUCAGGAAUCUCUGGCCUCGGACUACUUUUCAUCUGUUACUGGUCUUGAGGAACUUCUGCAUACGGAGGACUAUCUCACAAAGGAACUAAGGUCCAAGGUCAAUGGAAUUAGGAUUUCUCUGCAACAAUUAGAGGGCGAGCUGUCCUCUAUCGAAAAGGAGCACUCUAUAGCGGCGACGGAUUCGGAGAACUACCUGACCAAUCCGGUGAAUGUGUACCGCCUGAUGAAGCGACUCCACACGGACUGGUCUCUGAUGGAGGGUCGAGUUCAGCUGAUGGCUGAGGACAUGAAUUUCAAUGCAACCAGGGAGUACGGACUGAGCUUUCCCAGCCAGGAGGACGUGGAGGGCGCAGCUCUGGCCCUCGUCCGCCUGCAGAGCACCUACAAAUUGGACGUGGCCCAGGUGGCCGCCGGCAUCCUGAAUGGCGUCAAAUACGGUUCGGACAUGAGCUGGCAGGAUUGCUUCGAGCUGGGUCAACAACUCUUUGAAAUGGAGGACUACAACAACACCAAGGUCUGGUUGCGGGAGUCGAUGGAACGCUUGCGACGUCACAGCAGCUCCGCCCAUGCCCACGCCCACUCGCCGCCCACCAGCGGACCGGAUACCGUUACCCUCAACAAAAUGGAGGCGACGGCCAAGAGUUUGUUCCAAUUGGGCGACUUUGAUACGGCUUACGAACUGAGCCAACGGGUGCUCCAAUUCGAUCCAAAACGCAUCAGAAAUUGGCACCUGGGCGACAAGGGAGCUGCCCCUCCAGUGGAAAACGAUGACGUUGGUCUACCUAAGCACUCGGAUUCAUAUAACCUAUCGGAGGAGUUCGCCCAGUAUGAAAAGGUGUGUCGCGGGGAGGUCAAUCCCACUCCCCGCCAGGAAUUGCGCUGUCGCUAUAGCCAAGGACAUCAUCCGUACCGCCUUCUGGUGCCACUCAAGCUGGAGGAGCACAGCCUGGAUCCCUAUGUGGUGACCUUCCACGACAUGCUGAAUCCCCAAAAGAUUGCCCACCUUCGGGAAAUGGCUGUGCCGAGGAUGCGUCGCUCUACAGUGAAUUCCCUACCCGGAGGACAGAACAAAAAGUCUUCCUUUAGGGUGAGCAAAAAUGCCUGGCUGGAGUACGAGUCUCAUCCGACGAUGGUGGGAAUGCUCCAGGAUCUGAAAGAUGCCACAGGACUCGAUACCACCUUCUGUGAGCAGCUGCAAGUGGCCAACUACGGCGUGGGAGGGCACUACGAACCGCAUUGGGACUUUUUCCGGGACCCCAGUCAUUAUCCUGCGGAGGAAGGCAACCGCAUUGCCACUGCCAUUUUUUACCUUUCCGAUGUCGAACAGGGCGGUGCCACCGCUUUCCCCUUCCUAGACAUCGUCGUUAAGCCCCAGCUGGGCAAUGUCCUUUUUUGGUACAAUCUGCAUCGCUCCCUGGACAUGGACUACCGCACCAAGCAUGCCGGAUGUCCAGUGCUCAAGGGCAGCAAGUGGAUUGGCAACGUUUGGAUACACGAGGUGACGCAGACCUUUGCCCGCCCCUGCGAUGUUUUCCGGGAUCACGAGGUUUCGCUGGGCUACGAUAUAAUCAAAUAA
This is a messenger RNA of Drosophila rhopaloa, 1654 nucleotides long. RefSeq names its product prolyl 4-hydroxylase subunit alpha-1. NCBI's taxonomy places the organism in Eukaryota, Metazoa, Arthropoda, Insecta, Diptera, Drosophilidae. Gene Ontology annotation, cellular component: endoplasmic reticulum. Gene Ontology annotation, biological process: peptidyl-proline hydroxylation to 4-hydroxy-L-proline. Gene Ontology annotation, molecular function: protein binding; iron ion binding; procollagen-proline 4-dioxygenase activity. The coding region runs from base 35 to 1654 and encodes 539 amino acids. The record is from RefSeq and is a predicted model, not a curated record. The transcript is spliced from 8 exons.